Molecule: messenger RNA, 1079 nt
Organism: Cylicostephanus goldi
Lineage: Eukaryota; Metazoa; Nematoda; Chromadorea; Rhabditida; Strongylidae
Source: the annotation of a GenBank genome assembly
AUGCAGAAUAAGGAUCUUUCGCUGGAGAUAGCUACACUAAAAGUGGCUUUAGCCAAAAGCAAAGAGGAAAUGCGCCGGAAUUUAGAAGAUGUGAAAGAUCAGAAAGAAGAUAUGACCAAAAGAGAAAUCGAGGUGGGUACCGUCUGUAACUACUAUUUUGUUGAGACGAAGCUUGGAAACGAACUUUGUGAGCCACAACAUAUCAACAUCGAACAAUCUGGUCAAUGCCUUUCAGUCACUUUCUUCUCAACUGAUGGCAAUGCAAAAAACGCAAUUCACUGCGGAGGAGAAUUGUCUGCCACUAACAAAUUUCUACAAGAAAAAGUGAUGGAAUAUCAAGAAAAGGAGAAUAAGCUGUCACAGCAGCUGGCGGAAACACGAGAUAGUGCCGAAUUGGCAAAGAUUGACUUAGAGACCCUACAGAAGAAACUGACCGAAGUUGAGGGCAGCUCUUCGCUCACUUAUCAGUACUUGUUGGAAGAAGCGAGCAAGACUUAUUCUUGUCCCAUGCCAUCGUUUUCAUACGUUCAAAUACUUUCAAAGUCUCUUCAGGUGAAGCAACAAAAAGCAGAUUUGCGCUGUGAGCUACUGGAGCUUCGCCGCGAUUACAACAGGCAAAAAGAAAAACUUGAAAAGCUGGAAGCUAAAUCGGUGGACGAGUCUGAAAUAGAGAAGCUACGUUGUGAUCUGGAAUCUUGUCGGAAACGAGAAGAAAGACUUCAGAAAGAAGUAGAACGACUGAAAGAAGCAUUAGGUAAAGCUGAGGAGGAGCGAGAACAGCUAGAAAUGGAAUUAAAAUCUACUCGAGACGAGGCUGGAGAGGCAAGUGUCGAACAGAAGUUCAAUCAAGAGCUUCGCGAAGAGCUGAAAAAGACAGAAACAAAAUUAUUAGAACUUUCCAAAACCAUGGAGAUUGUGGACUCGCAGUGCGAGCAAUUCAGGGAGCUGAAGAAACGCGCCGAAGUGGGAAGGCAAAAUGCUUUGAGUGAAUGUGCCGAGAUGACUACAAAGGUAAGAAAUGCAUGCUUUCCUGUACCAUGGACCGUCAAUUCAAUUCUACAAAAUUUAGUUGCGUGAAG